AUGCAAACUAAAAUGUAGACCCAUUUAGUUCUAAACACAAUCAUCAAAGGUAUCAGAAUAAUAAGUGUAUGGCAAACAAUGGAUACUAAUCCUGAGAGUACAGAUAAUUCAAACUUUGUCUAUUAAGUAAUAAACUUAAAUAGGGGGAUUAUUACAAAAAAAGUUAGGAAAGUCAGACUAACAAACACAGUCAUUGUGAGAGCUGCAGCUAUCAUUACGUUCUCUGGUUCUUGA
Molecule: messenger RNA, 234 nt
Organism: Stylonychia lemnae
Lineage: Eukaryota; Ciliophora; Spirotrichea; Sporadotrichida; Oxytrichidae
Source: the annotation of a GenBank genome assembly